Messenger RNA from Arthroderma uncinatum, 774 nucleotides. RefSeq lists its product as uncharacterized. The record is from RefSeq and is a predicted model, not a curated record. Gene Ontology annotation, biological process: cilium assembly. The transcript has a single exon. Lineage: Eukaryota; Fungi; Ascomycota; Eurotiomycetes; Onygenales; Arthrodermataceae. Bases 1 to 774 code for a protein of 257 amino acids.
AUGGCUCCAGCUCCAGAAUCGAUCGCAAAGGCGAAACCGUCGCUUACCUCCAACGACUCCGCCGUGCUGCAAGCUCUCUUCGACGCCGAAUCAUCUCCAUCGAACAGCGUCGAAACUGACUCCUCGCUCCCACAGCUUCCACACAUCGCAGACGCCGACCUCCACUCGUUGAAACAGCGGGAACUCAGCGCCCUCAAACCCCUGCAGACAUCCAACGAAAACCUAACGCCGGAAAUAAUAAACACGGCCAUAGCUCAGCUUUCGGAGAUUAUCCAACAGCAUUCUAACUAUGCGCCAGCUUACCUAAAUCGCGCUCAAGCUCUACGCCUAUUGAUCGACACCGACAGCCAGACCCAGCCCGAUGGGCCACAGGUCACCCCCUCUCGUUCAACCCUGCUGUUUGACAACCUGGCCAAAACGAUCGCUCUGCUUACCCCCUCCUCGUCGACGGCGGCUAUUUCGCCUUUCCAGUCCCGCAUCCUGGCCAACGCCCACACUCACCGUGCAUACAUUCUCUACAAGGCCGCGCGGUCGAAAGACGAGAAGGAGAAGCAACACCACCGAGCGAAGCUGCUUCCACAACAGCUUCAGGAUGUCUCUGAUGACCGGCUGGAGGAGCUUGCCAGCUAUGACUUCCAGAUCGGUGGACGCUGUGGUAACGAGGCGGCGAGGCAGAUGGCCGUAGGCACGAACCCGUAUGCGAAGAUGUGCGGAGCUAUAGUGAAGGAUGCAAUUCAGGCCGAGAUUACAAAGUGGAAUGAGAGCCAAACAUGA